This is a messenger RNA of Uloborus diversus, 1117 nucleotides long. Its product is annotated as ATP synthase subunit C lysine N-methyltransferase-like. The record is from RefSeq and is a predicted model, not a curated record. Gene Ontology annotation, molecular function: protein-lysine N-methyltransferase activity. NCBI's taxonomy places the organism in Eukaryota, Metazoa, Arthropoda, Arachnida, Araneae, Uloboridae. Bases 377 to 943 code for a protein of 188 amino acids. The transcript is spliced from 4 exons. Gene Ontology annotation, biological process: positive regulation of proton-transporting ATP synthase activity, rotational mechanism; regulation of mitochondrial ATP synthesis coupled proton transport; peptidyl-lysine trimethylation. Gene Ontology annotation, cellular component: mitochondrion.
UGCAGCAUGGAAAAAAUUAAAAUUUUCGAAACUUUAUGAGCAAAGCCUGCGAGAUCAAACUCAAAGUCCGAAUUUUUUCCACAUGAAGACUAAUGUAUUAAUUAUGAAUUUUGAGAUGCGCAAGGACGCAACAAAAUCCCGUAUUUUUUUCAAGUUGUAUUGAAAACAGAAUGUUGCUCCUUAUUUUGACAAAUAUACUAAGUAAUACAAUAUACUAAGUCUAUAUUCGUUUAUAAUUUUUGUGAAAUAAAACUCUCUAGUGCAGUUUAUCUUAAAAGAAAACCGCACGCAACACUUUCAAACAUGAAUUUUUACCGUGUUUUUUAUAAAUAAUAUUAAUAAUACAACUUUUGAUAAAAUUUCUUGAAAAACCUUAAUGAAUGACAGAAAAAGAAAUACAAUUGGACUUGUUGCUGUUGGAGCAUUUGGAACUGCAGCUGUAGGAUUGUUGGUUGGAUGUGCGCCUUUUGUUUUACCAGCUUUGAGAAAGAUAUGCCUUCCUUAUGUGCCAGCGACCGAUAACCAAAUACAUAAUGUCCUGAAAAUAUUGCGUAAAAGGAGAGGAGAUGUGAUAGAUCUAGGUAGUGGAGAUGGUAGAAUUGUGCUGGCUGCAGCAAAAUUAGGGUUUAGAGGAUUAGGUGUGGAACUUAAUCCGUGGCUAGUAUUUUAUUCUAAAAUUCGAGCUUUUAAUCUUGGACUUUCUUCUCAUGCUAAAUUUAAAAGGCAAGAUAUAUGGAAGACUGAUCUGGGGAAAUUCCAAAAUGUCAUUAUCUUUGGAGUGGAGCAAAUGAUGCCACAGCUUGAAGAAAAAUUAAAAUUAGAACUCAAAGAAAAUGGUUGUGUCAUAGCUUGUCGAUUUCCCCUCCCAAAUUGGCAGUCAGUUGCAAUUGAAGGUGCUGGCAUUGAUACAGUAUGGCUCUAUGAGAAAAAGGCAUAUAGUUGAGUAUGUAUUUACUAAUAUUUAAACUGUAGCAAUGGUGCAUAAAUAAAGUGUUUAGUAAUGUGAAUUUUAUUUAAUAGCUUAACAUAUAUUUCCUAUUAAAUCAUUUAAAGAGAAAUAUUUUAAUUACUUGAGAUGAUGCAUUGUUAGCCAUUAAUGUGAAAUAAUCUGUAGACA